GCGACAAACAGGGUGAAAACUGUUGGAAAACAGGCAGCACCGCGAUCGCGAGCAGUCGCCACCCCCGGAGCGACGUCAAUUCACCACUCGCUCUCGCGCGUACCCGCCCGGGUUAGUCAGUGUUCCGCGACCCGACGACACGGUGUGCCUCGACUCGAUCCGCCGCUCGGCCCCGUAUGACCACGUAGCGAGCCUCCGGCUCGAAGAGUCGUCCAGCGCAGAGUGCCGAACGAUCUCGCUACGUCCGAUCGAUCCACCAUGUGCAGUAACGAGAGCCCGCCGCCGGCGAAGGAGCCGCUCGCCGUUGGCCUGGGCAACCCCAUGGCCGGCUUCCUGCCGGGCCUCGAGCACUACCGGCUGCAACUGUACCACUACGCGAUGGCGGAGCGGCUGCGACUGGCCCAGCAGCUGCACCCCCAGCAUCCUGGUGUCGGUCACCCGCCGUCGGGCGCACCGGCCUUGAGCAUGAGUCCGGGUUUCCCGGCGCCGUUGCCGCUCUACCCGGCUGCCGCCGCCGCCGGCUACCCUGGCCGCCUGGCGCUCUCGAUGGCGUUGCUGCACCCGCAUCACCAGCGGAUACCGGAGGAGCCGAAGCCGCAGCACAGCUACAUCGGCCUGAUCGCGAUGGCGAUACUGUCGUCGCCCGAGAAGAAGCUCGUGCUCUCCGACAUCUACCAGCACAUACUCGAGCACUACCCGUACUUCCGCACCCGCGGCCCCGGCUGGCGCAACUCCAUCCGGCACAACCUCUCGUUGAACGACUGCUUCGUCAAGUCCGGCAGGAGCGCCAACGGUAAGGGCCACUAUUGGGCGAUCCAUCCGGCGAAUCUCGAGGAUUUCCGCCGCGGCGACUUCCGCCGGCGCAAGGCCCAACGGAAGGUACGCAGGCACAUGGGCCUGGCGGUGGACGAGGAACCGGACAGUCCCAGUCCGCCGCCCUUGCCGGCCACUCCGCCGCCCCCGACGGCCCUCGGGCCCCCGGUGGCCGCGCAGCCCAUAUCCGGCCUGUGGACGCCGCACCAUCAUCAUCAGCAGCAGCCGCAGCAACAGCACCCCUUCCAGACGCUGCGGCAGUCGUCGUUCCAGCCGUCGAGAAAACGGCAGUUCGACGUGGCUUCCCUCCUGGCGCCGGACGACCAACAGCACCAGAUCGUCGAGUCCGACCCGAGCAAGACGCGGCGUUUCAGCUGCAGCGAAGACGAGCUGCACGACCUGCCCGAUCAGGACGAGGAGGACGUCGACGUCGACGUGGUCGCCGACGCGAACGCCUUACCGUCGCCGGGCACGCCGCCGUCGGCCAGCCCGGACUCGAAGAUCUUGUCGCCGGCCGGCCAUUGGAACCACCAGAGUGUACAGAGCGGCGGCCAGCAGCCGCAGCAGCAGCAACUCUCGGCCGUACACCUGCACAAUCAUCUGCACGUGAGGAACUACUACAUACCGGCCAAUUCCGGCGGCGGGUCCAGCGUCUAAUGACGAGUCCGGGCCAAGGUAGUGUUGUCUCGUGUGUCCUCGUGCGCACUUCGACGACGGCGUCCUAACCCGCUGAGUGAGGUCCCCCCGACGGGGGGAGAUCGAAAACGCGAGGGAAGAUCAUUCAGAGGGAUGGCUAAUUUCUGCCGAGCAAAUGAAUAUAGGAUGUUUGUUAAGUACCGUUCAAUGUUUCAGGAAUUUAAGCUCAUUUUGUGGAGAAAAGCUCAUUACUUCGUAAAAUGACCUUAAAAUUCAAGUUCUAAAGUACUGGACGGCACUUAAGAAACACCCUGUACAUUUGUUUAUCAUCGCGACGUCACGAGAACUUUGCUGUCCCUCGGAAUUAUUUUUCUCCGUGAACGUAGUCACUCUCGAGGACGGAAAUGCCGGCGUUCGAAAGCGCGAGGCGUAUCCGGUGAAUCGGGCACUUCGGGGAGGAGGAUCGAGUCGAGAGCGAAAUCGGAAGGACACGAGAAUUCCGCAAGGACGUCCGCGAAAGAUUCUCUUUAGGCGUCUCUUUCUCUCUCUCUCUUUCUCUCUCUCUCUCGAAGAUUCGCGUCGUCGAGGAAUGCCGUGGCGCGGAAGAACACGCGUGGGUGAUCUCCGGACUCGGCGGCAAAUCGGCGGCCGAUGGUGCCUCGGGUCCAAGUCGACCCACGCGAGAAAACGAUCGAUCUGUCGCCGAUUGUGUCUCCGAGGUUGCGGGAGUCGCGCUCUGUCGCGUGUUUCAUUAGCGUUCGACGAAAUGGCGUGCGUCCUCACGUCGCCGUGGCCGGGAACGCCGCGCGGUGACGCGAGGUUCUAGUCCGGAUCACUCGUCGUUUCGUCGGGACUCGCGAGGGAAAGGGAAGGAGAGGAGAUUUUCUGAGGAGAUCUAACGUUAGCGCGUUGGAGACGCCAUCGGAGACCCCACCGUCGUGUCGCAGCGCUAAGAUCAUCGUCGGAACACCUGCGCUUGCGGGCGUUUCAUGUUCGUCGUCGAUUUUCGCCGCCGAUCGAAUGAAUUCGUUGCCGCCCGCUCGAGUGGAAAAGGCCGCGCAUUCAACCGAUUCUAAGCUUCGUUUGUCCCGCACAAAAGUUACGUGUGACGCGUUAUCUCGGCUCGAAAAUUAGGCGGCUCCGAUCAGCGUUGAGUGUAGGUUCGAAAUACGGAUCGAGAAGCAAGCAGACAACGUGCGAUUCUCGAAAGACGUUAAUACGGACUUCCGAAAACGCGUCCCAGUUUUGAAUGAAAUUAAAAAUUCAGCACGAACAUCGUGCAUAUUCAGUUCUAAUUGGUCACUCGUUUAAAUUGGUACUCGCAUUAUAUAAUAUUAAAUAUUUAUUUAACUCUCGAAUAAUAAAGUUCACGCAGUCACAGAUAUAACAAAAUGGAUCGGACCCGACCAGUAGAAACAUUUCGUAGUCUUUUCAACUAAUUUCUUCGAUUACAUAUUUUUUGUUCUCACGAUAAGUUAAAAUACUUAAAUGUAAAUAAAAUAUAUUGCAAAAUAUGUAAAAUACCUGAAAUACAACGCUUCGCAAGCGCGGAAGCAUUAAAAUAUGAAUUCGGUCGAACCCAAUCUUGUUAUUCGAUGAUUUAAAGUUAUCAGAUGAAGGGUUCUCAAUUUUUGUCGAACGUGCGCUUUAAAAUUUCAAUUUUUCGAGUACCAACGCCCGCUCGCGGACACUCCGUACGCUCCUCGUUCUUCUCCCGAGAUUGACAAGUGAGAUCUUACGCGCGGACAACGGCUGGCUUCCUGCUUCGAAGCACAAUCGACGCACUUCUCUCCGAACAAAUGGAGAUCACUUGAGUCUGAUCAUUCGAAUUCGGCGAUUAUCGAGCUCCGGUUACGCGCGGCGAACUUAUACGUGUACUAUAUAGAUAGAUGUCUAAGAGAAGAGUAUGUAUAUAGACUGGAAUUCUCGACGGUAGAAUCCCAACGCGAGACAUCCACUCGUUCGCGGUGCGAUCAGCCGCGAUCCACGACGGCUGAUCGCUCAACGAUCGAUCCCACACUGAGAGAGAAAAUUCAAUCCCAAUCGAAGAAAACAAGAUUUAAUCUUGACUUCCGGGAAAAUCGUUCAUCCCGAUGGAAAUCGCGGUCGUUUUCGGCGCCAAAUAUGCUAUCUAUUGUCCGAAUGAGAAAAUAAUGUCGCAAUAUGCAUAUAAAGUUAUCAACGAUAACGCUAUAGAAAUAUUUUGCCACAGUAGUGUCACCAUCAUCGGUGACACUCUUGCUAGGAGACUCGUUUUCCUGACUACGAUUAUGCGCUUACGCAGUUGCAGUCGCGUAAAUACUGCUUUUUUUUUUCCUCAGUGUGCAUAAUAACGUGACGUGAUGUUGCCGAUUCUACCGGCGAGUUUAGGGAUCUUUGUAAAUACGAGAAUCACACGCGAAAGAACGUUCGGGCCCGUUCGUCGCCGUGCCGACACACGGCGACGCAUAGAAAUGCGUUGCACGCGGGGCGUUACGUCAGACUGAUUGCGAUCUCGGCUGUUCAAAGUGUAAUAUAAAAGUCGUUUAAGGUACCUAAGGUAGAGCGAGAUGAUAUCUCUCCCCGCUGUAUAAUCCACCAUCGUCGGUAGAGACGAACACGAAGAUAUAUUCUGUACAAACCCGAGUAUACCUUUCUGACCCCUCCCC
Molecule: messenger RNA, 4097 nt
Organism: Dinoponera quadriceps
Lineage: Eukaryota; Metazoa; Arthropoda; Insecta; Hymenoptera; Formicidae
Gene: fd102C
Product: forkhead box protein D2
Exons: 1
Coding region: 259-1470 (403 amino acids)
Biological process (GO): cell differentiation; anatomical structure morphogenesis; regulation of transcription by RNA polymerase II
Molecular function (GO): RNA polymerase II cis-regulatory region sequence-specific DNA binding; DNA-binding transcription factor activity, RNA polymerase II-specific
Source: RefSeq, a predicted model, not a curated record